AAAUUGAAGGUAAAGGAAGAAAAACAUCAACAUCGUUGCACCAAACAAAACAAAAAACCGUGUCUCCGUUUCUCUCGUUGCAGAGAGAAGGACGGAAAGGCGAGCGAGUGAAAUACAAAGCCCUGUAUUUCUAUAUGUAGCGGUGAAUUUCUUAGAAAAGAGGAGGCUUGGACGGGCCCCGAAUUGCCGAAAGUAAAGGAAGAUUUGACUUUUUGCCUGGAUAUUAACGGAACGGCGUUAACCCCGAGGGGCCUGAACGUGGCAGAGAGCGAAGGGGUAGAGGGGAACGCGGAAUAUAAAGGAGAGUGCCCCGUGCUACGGGGGCUUAGUACCGUUCAAAGAUGCAGGCUGCCGAGAUGAUGCGCGAUACCAGGGCCAUCUGCUACGAUCUUGUGUUACUGUUAUCCCUCUCGAUCAGUUAUGUCCAUUCGUUUCCGCUUCAAGUGUUGCCUGCCAUCCAGGGAUACAUUCCGGUUUACAUAAGGUAUGGUAAUCAACCACUCGAGGAGAUAAAUCCCAAGUUAGCCGAGGCGUUUCACGAAGGAUCGAGUAUACAUUACGCUUACUCGCCGAUGAAUAAUUUGAAUAAGAAACUUGAUUUAGAUCUUCCUAAAGAUGAGAACGAUGAGAAAUUGAUAGAGGAGGAUUUGGAAAGGAAAUCUGCCGCGAAUGUGAUCAGAGAGGUUCAAGAAACGUGGAAAGUCGAUCAAUUAAACGAAGAUGGGAAAAAUAUAGAAGAGAAGGGCAAAAGUGAGGUUAAAGGAGACGUGAAAAGUCCAAAUAAUAUACACGAUUCGAAUUUCAAUCUCGCCGAAUCGUCUAUGGAUAAAUUUCGUUACAAGAACGAUCAAAUUUUUACCUCAAAUAUGAAUAUCGAUCAAAUGAUCGCUCAAGAAUCACUUCGAUCCGAUAUUUACGAAGAUGAUCAACGUCGUGCCGAGGAUAAUGCUUCCGACUCUUGACCCUGAAUGGAUCCAACUAUGUAGUUUGCUUGAAGAAAAAUAUUUUUUUUUUUCCCAUUCUCAAGUAGAUCCUUCGAA
Molecule: messenger RNA, 1040 nt
Organism: Apis dorsata (giant honeybee)
Lineage: Eukaryota; Metazoa; Arthropoda; Insecta; Hymenoptera; Apidae
Exons: 4
Coding region: 342-962 (206 amino acids)
Source: RefSeq, a predicted model, not a curated record